This is a messenger RNA of Gasterosteus aculeatus aculeatus (three-spined stickleback), 10831 nucleotides long. The record is from RefSeq and is a predicted model, not a curated record. NCBI's taxonomy places the organism in Eukaryota, Metazoa, Chordata, Actinopteri, Perciformes, Gasterosteidae.
UUCCUGCCCCUCCUGUGCUAGACAUCAGACGGGGUCACCACAGAACUGUCUGCCCUUCCCUACUUUUCCGUACCCACCCCUGCGUUCUUAUUUCCGUGCCCCCGGGGGAACGCACCAUGCCGGUGGUUGGCGUCGCCUCCAAGCUUAGGCAGCCCUCCGUGGUGGGCGGUAAGCCGGUGCACCCCGCGCUCCCCAUCCCCAGCGCGGUCAGGUCGGCCGCCUCGCAGGGCUACGCCGCCCGGCAGCAGGAGCUCGGGGCUGGGCUCUCCUGCCAGCUGUCCAUCAAGUCCGGGUACCAGAGGACACCUGAGGGGAAGUCCAGAGCAGACACGGAGGAGAGCAAGAUCUGCAAGAUCUACACAGACUGGGCCAACCACUACCUGGCCAGGUCUGGCUGUCAGCGCCUCAUCAAGGACUUGAGCCAGGACGUCACCGAUGGAGUCCUGCUGGCACAGAUCAUCCAGAUCAUAGCCAAUGAGAAGGUGGAGGAUAUCAAUGGCAGCCCCAGGAGUCAGUCGCAAAUGAUCGAGAAUGUGGACGCCUGCCUCAGUUUCCUGGACGCCAGAGGAGUGAAUGUGCAAGGGCUCUCGGCAGAAGAGAUCAGGAAUGGCAACCUGAAGAGCAUCCUGGGCCUCUUCUUUAUCCUGUCGCGCUACAAGCAGCAGCAGCAGCAGCAGCAGCAGUACUACCAGUCCCUGGUGGAGCUCAGCCAGCAGACCAGCAGCGGCGCCCCGACCGCCGGCGGCCCCAGGACGCAGGAGAUGCAGUCCAGUCUCACAGCGCGAUAUGCAAGUCCUCCGGGCCACAGUGGAAUAGGGUCACCACAGAAGAAAAACACAAGGUUGCCAGGCCCCUCCAGAGCACCUGCUGCAGGCGGCGGGUCCUCCAGGAGCCCGGGCUCGUCCAACCUCAACCGUCGCAGCCAGAGCUUCAACAGCAUCGACAAGAGCAAGCCCCUCCAGUAUGCCAGCGGCAACGACAGAGAAGCGGUGAGGAGCAUCCCAGUACCCGUCGGGAUGAACGGGAGCGGCACAGGCGGGACGGUCCCCACCAGCCUCAGUGGGCAGCAGCUGGCCUCUGCCAUCCCCUCGCACGCUGCCGGCAAGUCCUGGCGCAGCAAGUCCAUGAACCUCAAGCACAGCGCCACUUCGUCCAUGCUGGCAAGCCCCACGCACUCCCCCAUCCUCUCACCCCAGGCCUCUGAGGGCCUUCACCCGCACGGAGGGGAUGGGUCAAAAGCAGGGUCGGCCGGUAGUGGCGGAGCCCAGAGGUCAAUGCUGGAGAAGUUCCGCUUGAUCAACCCCAGAUCGGCUUCACGCGCGUCUGCGUCGGUGGCGGAGAUGUCUCUGCAGGAGGAGGACGACAUGUUGGAGUACGGCGAAGAGGAAUUGACGCCCACGGGGUCGGUGUGCAGCAGCAGCGGUAACAACGCUACGUCCAAGCAGAUGUCUACCAAGACCACAGCGCCGUCCCUCGCUGCACCAAGCAGGACCUCCUCUUCCUCCAACCCUUCAUUUUCAAAAGCGUCUGCCAACGGCAGCAGAUCCGUGGCCUCGUCCAAAGACAAGGAGGACAGAGGCAGAUCUGGGAAGUCCUCUAAAGACAGCUCUCCACCCAAAGAGGAGCGUGAGUCAUUCGCCGACCCCACCAAGAAGACCUCUAAAAUUGCCAGCCUCAUCCCCAAGGGGGGGAAGCCGUCAUCGGGAAAGAAAGACGGAGGCACCUCCUCGGCUACCAGCAGCAUCCCCAAGUCGGGACUCAAAGCUCCCUCACAAACAGCGUCUAAGCCUCAGAGCCAGGCCACCUUGAACAGCAGCGGCAACAUGCGGGGUGGAGAGGGGGACCGAGCCAAGCUGACAAAAGGGGGCCAAGGCGGGAGUUUCUACAUACAGCGGCCCGGUGGGGGCCCAGAGGGCAAGAGGACCAGCAUGACCUCCUCCACCAGCACCUCAGCCCUGUCUGGGACCAGUGGGAUAAUGGGAGGAGGAGCCCUCGGAGGGAACGGAGUAGUUCAGCUUCCCCAGCAGCAGCAGCACAACCACCCCAAUACUGCCACUGUGGCCCCCUUCAUGUACAGGACAUUCUCAGAAAACGACUGCACCAUGGUGGCCCCAGCUGACCCCUGCCUCAGCCCCACCAAGGGAGAGCUGGUCUACAGCAAGACAGCCAAACAGUGCCUGGAGGAGAUAUCAGGAGAGGACCCUGAGACGAGACGCAUGAGGACGGUGAAGAACAUUGCCGACCUGCGGCAGAACCUGGAAGAAACCAUGUCCAAUCUUCGGGGGACACAGAUCAGCCACAGUACACUAGAAACCACCUUCGACACCACGGUGACCACCGAGGUCAAUGGGCGGAGCCUACCAGCCCUGACCACGCGCUCCUCCCCCAUGGCCUGGCGUCUGGGCCAAACACAAACCCCACGCCUCCAGGCAGGCGACGCGCCUUCAUUGCCCAGCAGCUACGCUGCGCCCAGAGCGAGCACGACGAGCGCUGGCACCACCACCGGGCGCUACAGCGGCCACUCGGACCCCUCCAGGUUUGUGUACAGCGCCCCGCUGAGGCGAGCGGCAGCGGGGGGCAGAGGGGCGGAGCAGGGGGAGAGUGCAGCAGGAGGGAAGCAGAUGGAGGUGGCAGGGUACGUGAGUGAUGGGGACAUCCUAGGGAGGAACGGCCGGACGGAUGAGAUCACAAGCGGAUACCUCACCGACGGCGGCCUGCAUUUGUAUGCGCGGAACGCGGGCCGAGCCUCCGACCCCGCCGCCCCCUCUCGAGAAGCGUCCCAGAGAGGCAGCAAAGAGAUGCAGGGAGACAUAGACAGUUGGGACGACAGCAGCUCUGUGAGCAGCGGCCUGAGUGACACACUAGACAACAUCAGCACUGAUGAUCUGAACACGGCCACCUACUCCGCCGCCAGCUCAUCGCGAAAAACCAAAGGGGUGCAGUCCCAAAAAGGAAGCAGGUCCAAACAUGCAGAGCAAGAGGUGAGCAGCAGCUGGGCCGGAGCCGAAGACCUGAAGAAGGUGGAGGAAGAGCUGGAUGCUAGCAUGGACCCCGGCAGCGGCUCCUCGCGCUGGAAGCCCUCCUCGUCCUCCUCUACCGCUCAAGCCCAGAGUCAGUAUGAGGACGCCGGGCAAAAGGCCACGCAGACGGGCUCGUGGAGGCGGGGCAUGACGGCCCAGGUGGGCAUCACGCCGCCCAGAACCAAGGGUGCCUCCGCUGCUCACAAAACACCAGGCAAAACGGAUGACGCUAAGGCCUCGGAGAAGGGCAAGGCGCCUUCCAAGAGUUCACCCGCCAUCCAGCGCUCACCCUCUGAUGCCGGAAAGAGUAGUGGAGACGAAGGUAAGAAACCUCCCUCCGGCAUCGGACGCCCACCCACCACGGCGUCUUUCGGAUACAAGAAGAUCCCAGGUUCCAGCGGUACCCUUAUCACCUCGAGCGGGGCAACACUGGCCAGCGGCUCAGCCACCCUGGGCAAGGCGCCCAAAUCCUCAGCUGCCCUCGGCAAAGGCACAGGCAUCGGCGGUGUGCGCAAGACCAGCUUGGACGGCACACAGCCUCAAGACGACGGCGUCCUGCUCAGCUGCAGCGCCUCCAAAGUGACCCUGCAGUACCGCUCUCUGCCCAGACCGGCCAAAUCCCCCAGCGGAACGGCAGCGGGCCGCGGCGGGCACCGCUCCAGCUCCACCAGCAUCGACUCCAACGUCAGCAGCAAGCCAGCCGGGACGGCGCCGACGCAAGCAGGCGCCAAACGCAGGGACGGAAAGGUGGGCUCCGACCGCUCCAGUCCCAUCACCAUCAACCAGACGGACAAGGAGAAAGUGGCGGUGUCAGACCAGGACGCCGCUUCAGGACUAUCCACCUCCCCAAAGUCCAGCCCCACCUCCAGUUCAACCAGCCAAUCGGGCCUCAGGCAGCCGGGCUCCAAGUACCCGGAUAUCGCUUCCCCUACGUUCCGCAGAUUGUUUGGCACCAAAGCCAGCAGCAAGGCCAGCUCUCCGGGCACUCCCGACUCUGGCAAGUGCCCCUCAAUACUGGGCAGCCCCCACGGCACACUGGCGAGGCAGGCCAGUCUGGACUCGCCCUCCUCUGGCACGGGGAGCCUGGGCAGCGCUGGUGGCCUGAGUGGCGGCAGUAGCCCGCUGUACGGUAAAACCCCAGACCUGUGCACCGACUCCCCGGCCUCCAGCCCGGCCUCUGGCCUCUCCUUGCCCUCCAACGCUCGGCCCUGGCCGGCCUGUAGCUCGUCAGCUGGCAGCAAGGACACGCUGAGCUGCCAAAGCAUGACCAGUCUGCACACCAGCUCUGAGUCCAUUGAUCUCCCGCUGGGCCACCACGGGUCCAAGGUUACACGAACCGGCAGUGUCAAGUCCACCCUGUCUGAGGGCAUGCCUCUUGACAGAAACACGCUUCCCAAAAAGGGACUGAGGUACCCUCCGUCCUCCAGGCAGACGUCCCAUGAGGAAGGGAUGGAGUGGCUGAGGUCCCAUUCAACAGGAGGGCUUCAGGACACAGGCAGCCAGUCCCCACUGUCUCCUCCCGGAGCGUCCUGCACAAACACUGGAAAAUACCACUACUCCAACCUGUUGAGCCCAACUAACAUCUGCCAGUACAACCUGCAACCAGGCAGCACCAACAUGAGUCGCUCCAACAGCAUCCCUGCCCAGGACUCCUUUGACCUAUACGGGGAGGGCCAUCCGCUGGGUGGCAGCGCAACCUCCCUAGAGGACCGCCCUGGACGCGGAAUCAGCCGCUCAGGCUCCUUCAGGGACAGCACCGACGAAGUCCAUGGCUCUUCAUUGUCUCUGGUCUCCAGCACGUCUUCAUUGUACUCUGCGACGGAGGAGAAAGCACACUCAGAGCAAAUCAGAAAGCUUCGUCGGGAGCUCGACGCCUCUCAGGAGAAGGUGGCGACCCUGACGUCUCAGCUAUCUACCAAUGCUCAUCUGGUGGCAGCCUUCGAGAAGAGUCUGAGUAACAUGACCUGCCGCCUGCAGAGCCUCACCAUGACGGCCGAACAAAAGGAGUCUGAGUUGGUUGAGUUGAGGGAAACGAUAGAGACGCUGAAGACCCAGAACACCGACGCACAGACCGCCAUCCAGGUGGCGCUCAACGGCCCCGACCACCUGCACAAAGACCUGCGCAUGCGACGGCAGCACUCGUCAGAGAGCAUGUCCAGUAUCAACAGUGCAGCCAGUCACUCCAGCAUGGGCAGCAUGGGCAAGGACGCCGAGGACAAGAAGAAGAAGAAGAAGAGCUGGUUGCGCAGCUCUUUCAAGCACGCGUUCAGCAAGAAGAAAACCAAAUCGCAGUCGGCGCAUGACGAGAUGGAGGAGACGAUCGACUCGCUGCCAUCCUCGCCCAAACUGCAGCACAACAACAGGCAAGGCAGCAUCGGCACGCUGCAUCCUCGGCCCUCCACCCACCGAGUGAGUCUUGUCUGCGAAUGCACCGAAGCCGAGGCAGAAACCAUCCUCCUGUUGAAGAACGAGCUGAGGGAGAAGGAGCUCAAGCUGACAGACAUCCGCCUGGAGGCGCUCAGCUCGGCACACCACCUCGACCAGAUACGAGAGGCCAUGAAUCGCAUGCAGAACGAGAUAGAGGCACUGAAGGCGGAGAACGAUCGCCUCAAGUCCAGCGGCAACGCCACGCCAACGGCCACGCCCGUCAAGGCGGCCCGGCCGCCAUCCGAGACCUCCAGCACGUCCUCGUCCUCCUCCCGCCAGUCCCUAGGGCUGUCGCUCAACAACCUCAACAUCACUGACACCAUCAUGUCAGAUAUUCUGUUGGAUGAAAGCUACGAGGGCAAUUUGCGCAAAGAGGGCCGUAGUGUGCGAAUAGUGGUCACCAUCUGCAGCGGGCCAUAUACCACCAAGGGUACAGAUGACCAAGCGCACCUGAUCGGGUCCAUAGGUGUGAGUGGGAAAACCAAGUGGGACGUCCUGGAUGGGGUCAUCAGACGCCUCUUCAAGGAGUAUGUGUUUCGGGUGGACCCCCAUACCAGCCUGGGUCUCAGCUCAGACAGCAUCGUCUCCUACAGGAUAGGUGAGGUGGUUCGCUCCCACGCCUCCGAAGUGCCUGAGCUGCUGCCCUGCGGCUACCUGGUGGGCGACAACAACGUCAUCAAGGUCAACCUCAAAGGAGUGAAGGAGAACAGUAUAGACAGCCUGGUGUUUGACACGCUGAUCCCAAAGCCAGUCGUCCAACGGUACCUCAACCUGCUGAUGGAGCAUCGUCGCAUAAUCCUCUCAGGACCCAGUGGCACCGGCAAAUCCUUUCUGGCUGCCAAGCUGGCCGAGUACAUCAUUUCCCAGAUGGGACGGCCGGUGACAGAGCACAACGUGGCCAGCUUUAACGUGGACCAGAAUUCCAGCAAGGACCUGCGGCAGUAUCUGUCCAACCUGGCAGAGCAGUGUAACUCUGAGGAGACAGACACAGAGCUCCCCACUGUGGUGAUCCUGGACAACCUCCACCACAUCGGCUCCCUCAGUGACAUAUUCAACGGUUUCCUCAACUGCAAGUACUACAAAUGCCCUUAUGUUAUUGGGACCAUGAACCAGGGAGUCUCCUCCUCUCCUAACCUUGAGCUACACCACAACUUCAGGUGGGUUCUGUGCACCAACCACACUGAGCCGGUCAGAGGCUUCUUGGGCCGUUUCCUGCGGCGAAAGCUGAUAGAGACGGAGAUCGAUAAGAGCAUGCGCAGUAAUGACCUGAUUAAGAUCAUCGACUGGAUUCCCAAGACCUGGCAGCACCUCAAUGGCUUCCUGGAGGCACACAGCUCCUCGGAUGUCACCAUAGGUCCCCGUCUCUUCCUGUCCUGUCCCAUGGACGUAGAAGGCUCUCGGGUUUGGUUCACCGACCUGUGGAACUACUCCCUGGUGCCCUACCUGCUGGAGGCUGUCAGGGAGGGGCUGCAGCUGUACGGCAAAAGAGCCACCUGGGAAGAUCCGUCCAAGUGGGUGAACGACACAUAUCCAUGGAACGCUGCCUCGCUGCAGGUGGACGGCCAGUCGCUUCUCCAGCUGAGGCCAGAGGACGUGGGCUACGAUGGCUACAGCUCGUCCAAGGAGGGAGCCUCGUCCAAGCAGGUGUCCCAGAGUGACACCGAGGGAGACCCACUGAUGAACAUGUUGCUACGGCUGCAGGAGGCAGCCAAUUACUCCAGCACGCAGAGCUGCGACAGCGACAGCACCAGUCACCAUGACGACCAGCUGGACUCCUCACUGGAGUCGGCGCUAUGAGACCCAGAGCUGCGUCGGCAGACCGAACCUUAAGGGGGACCUUUAAAUUUCCGCCUGACACCUCCUGUAGCGCACAGAUGUAGGAUGUAUGGAAAGUUUUAUUAUCCAAAAUGAUACACCCGCCAUUUGAAAAAAACAUUUUUUUUACCUUACUAUGGUGCAAUAUUAAAAUUAUUAUUUUAUGAUUUUAUGAUUUGAAGCACAGCAUCCAACUCAGAUAAGGUCAGCUGGUUAUUUUUUAAUGUAUGUAUAACAUUUUAGAGUACAACUUUUCAUACAUGUGUAGGCAGGACAGGUCUGAUAAGGAUACAAAGUUAACUUUUAAGGAGUGAACAAACAAACAACAGAUCGUAGAUCGUGUUAGAAAAAAAACAGAAAGCCCAAAGUUUGAAUUGGAUUAUUUUUCUUUUCUUUUUUUUCAGAUAUAUCUUCAAAUGUUUACAAUGGUGGGAGGUAGUUCUGUUGUUUAUAACUUUCCUUGUUUAUAGAGGUGCUUCUCGUACAAACAUGCACACACACACACACACACAUGCUUAGCCACAGGCAGCAGGAGGAUACUGUCCUUUAAUCGGAGGCCCCCUCUCCCUCCUUGUGACCAUCCAGCCUGCCUGUUUCCACCUCGGGACCCUCAUCUCUAACUCCACUAAUGAUGGGGAGUCAAGAGAAUACUGUGGAACGUCGACAAGUGAUGCAGUGGUGGCCUGAUUGGCUGUUCACUGACGUUGUUAAAUAACACAUUCAGCCAAAGUGGCUGUUCACAAGCUAUUUUGAGUUUCAUUGUUGAGCACAGUCGCGUGUCUUGCCCGGCCUUCGGUUGAGGUGUGCUGGUCUCCCGCUCCGUGCCUCCUUGGUGUCAGGCGCUGCCACCCCUCCUCCCCCCCCCCCCGCUAUGCACGCAGACAACCAGCACAACGAAAGCGCCAUGGUCCUCGUGUCAUCUAGUGCUACCGUGGAGGAAAAAGAAAAUGGAAAAGUGCCAAUGUUUCCCUUAGAUUUACAUAUAGACUUGCCAAAUGAUGCAUGAUCGUCAACUUGGAUUUCCCGUCACUCUAUUGCUAAUAAUGUGUCACUUUAUCAGCAGACAGCACUUUCUGUGGGUCCUCAUGGAAUGAGGGUUCUUAAUUAAACCCCUCUCUUGAACAGCGGUUGUCCAAUCAGAAGCCCCCAUUACUCUGCAACCCUUUGGUGCACAUGGAGAUGCAGUUAGAGAGGAACUCUGUGUUCUAGAAGGUCUAGAAGGUCUCACAUGCAGAUGUUACCACAAUUUCCUGACAAUAUUACCACUUAGUAGUAAGAUAGCAUUAACAAAACAUAUUAGUCAUCAUUCUAAACGACUUUCCCAAUGUAUCUUUAAAAAGUGAGAAUACACAUAUAUGAAAAAGUAUGCAAGCUAUGAGCCAAACGGACGUAUCUACCCUCACUGGGGACAACGACAAUGCUUUUUCUUUACUUCCACGUGGACUGCAACUGAUUGGAUGCUGAGUGUUUGCCUAGGACAGGAUCUUCACGUCGGGAGCAAGUGCACAUAUUAGACAGCAGGGAAAAAAAUGUAUUGUGUAACAUUUAAUUAGCUAUAGAGUUACAGUUGAUCAAAUUUGAGUGGCAAAUAUGCAAUCUUUGUCACUGUACGCUGCACAAGGACCGGAACGGAAAGCCUAGCCGGCGUAGCAUCCGAUGCCAAAGGGAGCGUGGCUUGGCAAGACAUUUGCGUUACUCUGCAUGGAGAACCAAGCGGGCAGGGCAUUAUACUGAAACGGGGCAAUUCAGAAAGUAACGAGAAACUUGACUUUAACUCCAACAAAUACAAAUCAGAGCUAAACAAUUAACAAUGUAUCAGUCAUAUGAAAUUGAAUGAUGCAAUCUGACAGUGUCCUGUGGAACUCUCUGUCACUCAUUUAACUUUGUCUUGUUCACUAUCUGCACCCAUCUGGCAUCCAAAAAGAAAUCCAAAUGCUUUUGAAAAGAAAGUUAACACGAUUGGCCCAAGAGCUGAAUAGGGGGACAGUGAUACUGGUGCUUUCUCACUGCCUCAGAUGUGCAAAAGUUCAGGAAGCAUCCUCAGUGAGAAGAAGAGACGUUGAUGUUGGCCGAUGAUGAUCUGCUUCCUGCUACGUCAAAGAAGCUGCUUGUAGUCGGAAAAACAGCCUGUUUUGUUAUUACCUUCCUCCAAACCUCCCUUUCCUUGUUUCUGACAAAUAAAGUAUUUAAUAAUUGAUUAUGUAUUUUAAUUCAAAACUAACCAAUAUUGUAAAAAAAAAACAUAUAAAGAGAGGUUGGGGUGUUUUUUAGUUGUUGUUUUCUCAUCCAAUUGAGCUGGGCUCACUUGAACUGAUAGGAGCACAACCCAAGAGUUUGGGGGUUUUCUAGCCUAAUGAGCAUGUUUUAAAGCUUUUUAAAGGGGGGUGCAUUGAGAAGAGACCUUUACCAUUAUGUAUGCGUGUAAUGGACGGAAGCCAUUUAGAAUUUUGAUUGUCUUCUCUUUGUUUAACGAGCGGGUUGGUUUUGCACACUAUGAAGUUGGGCUGGAUUGUACUGUAUAUACUUCAGUCAUGCACAGGGAAUCAAAGAUGCAUUCAGCCCUGUUGAUGUAACAACAUGCUUAACUUGCUGAGUAAAUUAUUGUACUUUGAGAACAGAGAGAAAAAGAAAAAAUAUGAGUGCACAAACUCAAUACUCACAAACGGGUGUGUGUCUUGUGGUCAUUGGAUGUUUUUGCCUGUGCAGGAGGCAUAAUGUGUACAGUAAGAAAAAUGUUUUAACUCACUAAAAAAUCACAGACUGAGAACAAAAAAAAUGCACUUUUCCAAUAUCCUACUCUCCCCUCCCUCAGCUGUAAAGUUCUCUCGGUUCUCUCCAUCUUUAGGAAUCCUUGUUGUUCCUUAGAUGCUCCUCUCUGGACAUUUUUCACCCAAGCUCGUGUUUCUCCGGCUGUCCGAGGCAUCGAAGCUGAACUGACUGUAUACAUUUACCAACAACCAACAGGUGCUACUGGUCAGUCAAAGCCCACCGGAGACCAAGAAGUUGUGUUGUCACAACCUCAGGACAAUAAUACCUUCUACCAUCGUACCUGUUGCUCAGCUUCACAUGUGUAUCUAAGGCCAAGACUCUCACAGUCCCACGUAUACCUGCAAGGUUGUGUCCUUGCAUGGUACUGGGGUAGUUACGGGGCCGACCAGUGUUUCCUUACCUACAGUUGCACCCAUGCAUCACACCUGAGCUUAGACCUCCCACAAAUCACCCUCUCAGCUACUCUUCACUCCCGGUGUAGGCCAUGAGUUCCCGAGCUAGCAGAGCACUGACACCAUUAACAGUGUACGCCAUAGUGUUGAUGAUCAGCUGGUCGUGUUUCCCGCACAACACUUUGCAGUUACAUCUCAGUUAAAAAACCAUAGCAUUUACUCUGGUUUGAGGGAAAGUUGAAUUCUUUUUUCGGGGGUGGGGGGUAAAACAUUUGUGCUUAAAUGUUUUAUAUUUUGUACAUUUGUAUGUAACAUAUCAUGUAAAUAGACAGAGACAGUGAUUUAACUCAUCUGGAGGAUUUUGUAGUCUUUGUAAAGCCCUAAUAAAUGGUAUUUGGUGUCACAUGA